AUGGCUAUCAUGAGUGACAAGGACAAAGAAACCAGCGGCGGUGUGCUGCACACGCUGGGACUCAAGUCUGAGGGACCCCGAGAUGUACAGGAAGGUGUGAUGGCAUCCAAUGCCGAUAACUUGCAACGUCAUCUCGGCAACCGUCAGAUCCAGCUUAUUGCUAUCGGUGGAUCCAUUGGUACAGCCUUGUUCGUGAGUAUUGGUACAGGUCUGUACCACGGUGGACCCGGUAGUUUGUUCAUUGCCUUUACUGUCCAAAGUAUCUUCUUGGCCAUGGUAAACAACUGCCUGGCUGAGAUGACUACUGCAUUCCCCGUCAGUGGUGGAUUCAUCCGCCUGGCAGGAAAAUGGGUAGACGAUGCUCUUGGAUUUAUGGUUGGAUGGAACUUUUUCUUCUACGAGGCUCUUCUGAUUCCGUUUGAAAUUUCAGCUUUCACGCUGGUACUAUCAUUCUGGUCCGAAACGGUCACUGAACCUGGUCCGGUGGCCGGUAUCUGUGCUGCAGUCAUUAUCAUCUAUGGCUCUCUAAACGUCUUGGCCGUGAAAGCCUAUGGCGAAGCAGAAUUCUGGCUGUCCGGUGGAAAGGUUAUCCUGAUCUUCUCCUUGUUCUUUUUCACCUUCAUCACAAUGGUCGGUGGAAACCCGGCCCAUGAUGCCUACGGAUUCCGCCACUGGAACAACCCGGGAUCUUUUAUGGAAUACCUGGAUGGCGGUGCUCUCGGCCGAUUUGAAGGUUUCCUGGGCUCUUUGUGGUCAGCCUGCUUUGCUGUCGUUGGCCCCGAGUACAUUUCGAUGGUCGCUGCGGAAGCCAAGCGUCCCCGCAUUUAUAUCAAGAAUGCCUUCAAAACGGUCUACAUCCGAUUUGGUCUUUUCUUCAUCGGUGGUGCUCUGGCCGUCGGUAUUGUCUGCUCCGCCCGGGAUCCUGCACUGGCUGCUGUGGUAACUGGCAAAUCGGAUGGUACCUCGGCUUCUGCAUCCCCGUAUGUUAUUGGGAUGCGCAACCUCGGAGUUUCGAUCUUCCCUUCGAUCAUUAAUGCGUUGCUGCUGACUUCUAUCUUCUCCGCUGGCAAUACAUACACCUACUGCGCCAUUCGCACUCUGUAUGGUUUGGCUCUGGAAGGCAGAGCUCCUCGGGUUCUCUCCUAUACAACACGCCAAGGUGUUCCCAUCUAUUGCUUCGGUGUCGUGAUGAUUUUCCCAAUGCUCUCAUUCUUGCAGUGUUCGAGUAGCUCAUCCGUCGUCAUCACCUGGUUCGCCAGUCUUGUUACUGCUGGAGGUAAGAUCAAUGGAAUCGGGAACCACAAUUCACACAGAAAAAAACAGCUAACAGUUCCUUCAGGUCUCAUCAAUUACAUCGUCAUCACCAUCACAUACAUCUGCUUCCACCGCGCUUGCAAAGUGCAGGGUGUCGACCGCCGAUCAUUCUCCUAUUUCGGCUGGCUUCAGCCUCAUUGUGCGUGGAUGUCAUUGGUCUGGAUGAUCAUUGUCACUUGCGUCUACGGCUACCCAUCGUACAAGCCAUGGGACGUGUCCACCUUCUGGUCUAGCUACACCAUGCAGAUUGUCAUCCCCCCUCUCUUCAUCAUCUGGAAGGUAAUCAAGAGAACCAAGUUCGUCAAGUCUCAUGAAGCAGAUCUGGUUUGGGAACGACCUUUGAUUGAUGCCUAUGAGGACAGCUUCCUUGAGCCUCCCACUGGAUUCUGGAGAGAGAUGGGUCAGAUGAUUGGUAUAGGGCGUUCCCGUCGUGACGACACAAGGAGAGCUUCAGUUGCUCGAGCCGUGGAAUCAAGUGAGGAAUCAAAGGCUUGA
This is a messenger RNA of Penicillium salamii, 1809 nucleotides long. The record is from the annotation of a GenBank genome assembly. NCBI's taxonomy places the organism in Eukaryota, Fungi, Ascomycota, Eurotiomycetes, Eurotiales, Aspergillaceae.